Orbilia oligospora ATCC 24927 is the source of this 1194-nucleotide messenger RNA. RefSeq lists its product as uncharacterized. The record is from RefSeq and is a predicted model, not a curated record. NCBI's taxonomy places the organism in Eukaryota, Fungi, Ascomycota, Orbiliomycetes, Orbiliales, Orbiliaceae. The transcript has 3 exons. Bases 1 to 1194 code for a protein of 397 amino acids.
AUGGGAGGACACACGGCUCCAUCACUCGCAGACUUCAUCUUUGAUCUCCCUUUCGCUUCUGAAUUGGGUGUCUCGAAAGAAGAAGCCGAAAAGUACGAGGAGAUGAGAUACUCCUACUACGAGCAUCGAGCGACGCCAAAUGAAGAUAUCUGUGCCGAAUCAAUAAUUCGAUACUUGAAAGCCCUCACUGACCCACCCGAACCCGUUUCCAGCUUCAUGACCUUGCUUGUAGAGGCCGGUGUCCUGGAAGACCCUGCUUCUGAGACUACCAUCGUUGUUGGUGAAUCCAACCUAGGUCCGGGGCUAGAUCAUCAGCCGGGGCUCUACAAACAGCUAGAAGGUCUCGGAGAGUCUCUUCUUGAGCUGGGACCGGAAGAAAAUCGACCUAAGUCUUUGGACGAGGAUCUAUACGUUGAAUACCUCCGACAUGACGGCUUUAGGUUGUGGUCAGCACCUCGCUAUGCUCCCUUUCCUACGGAUUUCACGAUACGUGCUGGUUCUGACAGCCAGCUGUGCAUAUUUCAUGUUGAAAGCCACCGCGUUAAGGAAAAGUCUCCAUUCUUCAACGAGCUGCUCCAGAGUGGAAAAUGUGGAGUCGGCCAGUACUCCUAUUCUUCAGACGAACAUCCAGUUGCCAUGGAUUGGUACCUUGCCUACCUCUAUGGCCUUCCGUUCAAACUUUCGCUUCCAGACAAUAAGGCGGGACCCCAUAUCUCUUUCGUCCGCAGCUUGGUAAAGCUAGCUACCAACGUUGAGUGCCAUGGCCUUGUUGAAGAAAUCAUCGAGGAGCUUGGCCGUUCGUUCACGUACUACCACUGGGGCCCUGACAUCGCACCAUGUGUAAUGGAACUUUACAAGUACUUUAACGCCCAUAUCAGAAAUGAAGGCAACGAGGAGAUCAAAAUUUCAGCAUCUCAGCUUGUCGACUGGAUCAGCGCUCUCCAUGCUGAUAAGAAGCUCAUGCAUUUGAAGCGAUUUAUCAGCAGCAAUAUGCAAAUAGAUUUAGAUCCCGGGUCUGGAAGCUUUCUGAAAGAUCUCUCGAUUGCUCUUUGCAAGGUCCUCCACAAUACCGGACAGGAGAACGGCAAAUGUCUUGGAUCUACGUCCUCCUCUGAAUGUGACAGCACCAUUGUUGUCAUCGAAGCGACCGAGAUUUCCGACGGCUCCCAUAAGCCAAGUCUCGAAGAGGUUUGA